This is a messenger RNA of Juglans microcarpa x Juglans regia, 945 nucleotides long. Its product is annotated as signal peptide peptidase-like 2. Gene Ontology annotation, molecular function: aspartic endopeptidase activity, intramembrane cleaving. The coding region runs from base 67 to 945 and encodes 292 amino acids. Lineage: Eukaryota; Viridiplantae; Streptophyta; Magnoliopsida; Fagales; Juglandaceae. Gene Ontology annotation, cellular component: lumenal side of endoplasmic reticulum membrane; Golgi-associated vesicle membrane; lysosomal membrane. The record is from RefSeq and is a predicted model, not a curated record. Gene Ontology annotation, biological process: membrane protein proteolysis. The transcript has a single exon.
UUCCUGGAUUGUUGAUUUCUUCUGUGGAUGUUUUCAUCAUUAGCAAGAACUUUAGAGCAACUUUAGAUGAGGAGAAACAUGGCUAAACUAGAGCUUUUUUGCAAAUUUACCAAUUCUAUUGCAAUGUUUGUUAUUCUCUCUAUCAAUUGGAUUAGCUUUGCGCUCUACUUCAAUGCAGCAGACCCCUUGAGUGAGCUAUGGCAAAUUGCUUGGAUCAGUCAAGAUAUACAUGGAAUUGCACUAAUAACCAUUGUUGUUCAAAGUGUACAUGUUCCCAAUCUCAAAGUUGGUAUACUCCUUUGUGCCUUCCUAUUUGAGAUCUUUUGGGUGUUUGUUUCUAAGAAGUUGUUCCAUGAAAGUGUGAUGAUUGUGGUAGCUCGUGGUGAUAAAUGUGGUGAGGAUGGUUUCCUAGUGCUACUGAAGACUCUGCGCAUGUUUGAUACUUGGGGUGGAUGCAACAUCAUAGGAUAUGGUGAUAUCUUUUUACCUGGACUGCUAAUAGCAUUCUCUCUUGGGUAUGAUUGGCUGGCAAAUAAGACUCUACGAGCUAGAUACUUCUUGUGGGUAAGGCUUGCAUACGGAUUAGAUCUUCUCAUCACAUAUGUGGCACUGGACUUGAUGGAUGGGCAUGGCCAACUAGCAUUGCUUUACAUCGUCCCAUUCAUCCUCAGAACAUUCCUAUCAUUGGGGAAAAGGGAGGUGAUCUCAAAGUCCUGUGGAGUAGAGGAUAACGUGAAGACCCUACCCACAUGUCCAACUCCAACAUUGAAAAAUCCAAUGAAUAAAAAUGAGACCCACUCAAAGAAGCAUAUCUGCAACUUAUGGGCAAAGUGCUUUGAAGGGAGAGGGUUUGUCACAGUCCAGCUUACAAGACUAUGUCUAGCUUACACCAAUAGCAGGGCCCAAGUGCCACUACAUGGUUAUUCCAUGGGUUCCAUUUUAUAG